Molecule: messenger RNA, 1919 nt
Organism: Acanthochromis polyacanthus (spiny chromis)
Lineage: Eukaryota; Metazoa; Chordata; Actinopteri; Pomacentridae
Gene: spsb3b
Product: splA/ryanodine receptor domain and SOCS box containing 3b
Biological process (GO): proteasome-mediated ubiquitin-dependent protein catabolic process
Cellular component (GO): SCF ubiquitin ligase complex
Molecular function (GO): protein binding
Source: RefSeq, a predicted model, not a curated record
AUGAACAACUGCCGCUAUCGUCACAUAUCACCUACCAAUCACACAACACAAAUGAGCCACUGCAAGACAGUGUACAGGAAGACUGCUGUAAGAGCUGCCAUGCUGAGGAGAGGCAGAAAUGGGCGGCCUGUGCAUUUGGCCUGGAGUGAACCACGGCAAGGGACAGAUGCCAUGGCGGCGAUCCAGACGUCAGACCACGAAGAGUGGGAGGGACAGACGAGGCCACAGAUCAGUUACUUGGAGCCUGAGGUGGAUUACUUGACCGGUUCCCCGGCUGUCUCUGAGGCGGCAGCCCUGCCCGGUACCGUACCGGUGAUGGGGGAGUCUUUCUGCACCUGUGACCAGCCGGAAGAGCUCAACCCAGGUUUUGGUGUCAUCAGUGACUGCCUGUGUGGGGAGGAGGAUGAGGGUUUUGACUGGGUGUGGGACGAACACUGUAAGUCCUCUGGAGCCUUCCUCAGCUGUGACAACAGGAAGGUGAGCUUUCACUCCGACUACAGCUGUGGCACUGCUGCCAUCCGCGGCACCAAGGAGCUCACAGAUGGACAACACUACUGGGAGGUCAAGAUGACUUCUCCCGUCUAUGGAACCGACAUGAUGGUGGGAAUUGGAACUUCAGAGCUGAACCUGGAGAAGUUCAAAUACAACUUUGGCAGCCUGCUGGGCCAUGAUGGAGACAGCUGGGGACUCUCCUACACAGGUCUUCUCCAGCACAAAGGGGACAAAGUGAAGUUCUCCCCUCGCUUUGGUCAAGGCUCAAUCAUAGGAGUUCAUCUGGAUACGUGGCACGGUACCCUGACCUUCUACAAGAAUCGCCACUGCAUAGGUGUCGCUGCCACCACGCUGCAGAACAAGAAGUUCUACCCCAUGGUUUGCUCCACAGCAGCCAAGAGCAGUAUGAAGGUGAUCCGUGCCUGCUGCACCCCCACCUCUCUGCAGUAUCUUUGCUGUGCCCAGCUUCGCCAAACGUUACCCUCCUGUCCGGACGUACUAAACGCCCUGGAGCUGCCCCCGGGCCUGCGGGUGCUCCUCCAGUCACAGCUGGGCUGGGUCUUCACCCUCAGCAGCAGCGGCCCUGAAACCUCAGAGCAGCAGGAACACUUGCCUGAGGAUUUCCAGGAGGAGAUGAGCCUGCCACCAAGCCCCAGUCCGAGCCCCAUCCCCAGCCCUGUAUCCACCCUGAGUGCCUGCGCCUCCCCCAGCCCCUGCACCAGCCCGAUUCCUGACACCGUCUCAUACUGUUGCGCCUGUCAGAUGUCAUCUCAGACUCAUUCCGGCACCUGCCAUUGCCCUCCGACUCCUCCCAGCAGCGACUACGACAGCUGCUGCUCCGAGCCAGAGGAUUAUAAAUGCAAAAGAUGCCGCUGGACAUGACGGCUGUUCUCUUGUUGCCAUCAGUGUCAAGGGCAAUCUUAUCUUUUAGCCAAUAUUUGAAUGGGUCAAUGCUUCUCUUUUUUUAACCUAGCAAUUUUGUUAUCAUCCAAAUGAAUGUGGAGAAAGGACUGAAUAUGUAGUGUGAGACUUUUAAUGCAAUUAGGAUGAAAUCUGGGCCCUUUAUUUCUCAAACUCGCCUAACAAGAGUUUUUUCUGAUUGUUUCAUUAUUAAAAUGUCAGUCAGUGUCUUUGCAAGGCCAACAAUAUGAGCAAACUAGACUGACCAAAAAAAAAAGAAUAUGACUGGAAAACUUGUGAAAGUGUGCACUUGUUUUCUCAGGGAUAAACUCCAGGAGGACAGGAGCUACUUUUUGAUACUGUGAAACUAACUUUUUGUAAAUGUAAUUUUGUAAUUUUGUUUGAAUAUCAACAGUGGUUGUGUGAUUUACUACUCAGCAGUGUUUUUUUUUUUAUUCACAGUUAUGUUUUUGGUAUUGAACUUUCUUACUAGGCAAUUCCAUAAAAUAAAAGACAAAUGAACAGUU